AUGAAUCGGGAGUUCACCCAGGAGGAGAUCACCGUAGCCAGGUUUGUGGAGUUGAGCAGGCUCGACGAGUUCAGGGCGAAGGAGGACAUCGACCGGUCAGCAGCCAUGGUGAAUUUCGAUGCGCGCUACCGCGAGAUCACCAUCGAGCAGCUCAACACGAGGAGGUUGGUUUCAGAGCCAAGCGCUUGCGUCUGCGAAGAUGCGAAGGUAGUUGUGACCAGACACGUAGACGAUGGCAUGGUCAUUGGAGACGGCUCAGGUCCAGACGAGUUCUUAGAGGCGCUGGGCGAGCAUUUCUUGCUUAGGAUCACUCCAGAGAUGACCAGAGGCAGCUCUCAAGUACACUUUGGGCGCAUCAUCAGGAAGCUCAGUCAUGGCAUGGGAUUUCCUGUUCGGGUGGCGCCCAAAACGACUUACAAUUUACUCGAGCACAGGGGAGUUCAGAAUGCGAAGGCGGUGGCGACUCCAGGUUUGAAGUCAGCGGCGCAGCAGGACGGCGAGGAGUUGCUUACUGAUGGCGAGGCAAGGAAGUUCAGGGCUGCUCGCUAUCUCGGCGGUGCUGGGGAAUUUGCCAAUCCCAUCGCGCCAGAGGCCGUGGGCAGCAUCGCCAUCGAGGUGAAGGUGGGUAGCGGCUGGGCAGGCGACGAGCUUGGAAGGGGGAGCACUUCGAGCGGGCGCGUUUAUCUCAGCGACAUGGCGGCUUCAGCCCACAGCAGAACGCAGGCGGGCCCAGCGACGCCGUCAACGGAGGCGGACGUCUACGCCGCUGGCCCAGCGGGCCUGCAGGUGGUGGACCGCCAGGCCCUCGCCGAGGUCGCCGGCCUGCGCAGCUCGGUGCUGCGGCAGCGCGGCACGUGCCCGUCGUGGUCGUGGCAGAGGGCCAGCGCCUGCGAGGCGGCGCUCUUCUACGACCCGCUUGGCGACCCAGAGGGGUGGCGCCCUGGCCCCAACCGCAAGAGCUCGGGCAACCGUCUGGCGCAGGAGGACGGCCGCGGCCCCUGCUGGCUCUCCGGCGGCACGGACUGGCAGGCCUUCCAGGGCGCGUGGCGCUGCCUGUCCAAGGAUGGCAUCCGCCCCGCCUGGGUCGCGUUCCGCGUCUGCGUGGCUACCCCGGAGCUGUCCGGUGCGUUCCUCACCCUGUCGGCCAGCACGCACACCUGGGGCCUGGCGGAGCCGGUCGUGGCCUUCAGCUACCGCGGCGACGACGCGAGGGAGGGCCAGCGGCGCUGCUUCUCGGUGCAGUCCGGCUCCACGCAGAAGGGCGACCCCGUCCACGUGUGCCACGGCCCGCUCGUGGAGGUGAGCGCCUCGAAGACCUACGACGUGGCCGUGCACCUGGACUGGGACCCGCGGCGCCCCAGGAGCUGUCGAUGUACGUCGACGGCGCGCUGGAGGUCGACGGCGUGCCCCUCCAGGCCAGGGCCCUUUGCGGGCGGGAGCGGCUGCGAAGCCUGGCAGGCCCGGGAGGAGCUAGAGGCCCAGUCGCCCAUCCGCCACGCGGCCGUCUUCAACUGGAGGAGCGCUGCCCGGGCAGCGUUCUCGGAGCUGAUGCUGGGAGACGAGUGUCCCCACCCGGUCGCGCGGCGCGGGCUGCAUCGGCCCGCGGCCCGCGAGAGCGCGCGCGGGGCCCGAGGCGGCGCCUCCAGCGGGGUGCUCAUGGCCCUCGCGGCCGUGCUGCUGGCCGCGGCGCUGCAUUGGGCCGGCUGUGCUUGGUGA
Messenger RNA from Prorocentrum cordatum, 1716 nucleotides. The record is from the annotation of a GenBank genome assembly. NCBI's taxonomy places the organism in Eukaryota, Dinophyceae, Prorocentrales, Prorocentraceae.